AUGGAAUCAGAGGAACCGGCCACUGUGGAUGUCGACACGAAGGAGGUUCGUGUUGACGCUCCUGCUGCUGUCGUCUCGUCGGCGGGAGGGUCGGUGAAUGUUCCGGCGCCUUCUGCAGUGAUCUCGCAGCAGAAUGAAGAGGAACUCCGAUGGACCAACCAGCUUCAGGCCCUGGCGGACAUGGGGUUUACCGACAAGACACGCAACGUGGCUCUGCUAUCGCAGCACAAGGGCGACAUGGACGCUGUAAUUACGGGACUUCUAAGCUCCAUCUAA
Messenger RNA from Phytophthora nicotianae INRA-310, 276 nucleotides. RefSeq lists its product as hypothetical. Gene Ontology annotation, molecular function: protein binding. The coding region runs from base 1 to 276 and encodes 91 amino acids. The transcript has a single exon. The record is from RefSeq and is a predicted model, not a curated record. NCBI's taxonomy places the organism in Eukaryota, Oomycota, Peronosporomycetes, Peronosporales, Peronosporaceae.